Loxodonta africana (African savanna elephant) is the source of this 893-nucleotide messenger RNA. RefSeq names its product fibroblast growth factor 21 (gene FGF21). Bases 151 to 780 code for a protein of 209 amino acids. Gene Ontology annotation, biological process: cell differentiation; positive regulation of cell population proliferation; animal organ morphogenesis. Gene Ontology annotation, molecular function: fibroblast growth factor receptor binding; growth factor activity. Gene Ontology annotation, cellular component: extracellular region; cytoplasm. The record is from RefSeq and is a predicted model, not a curated record. NCBI's taxonomy places the organism in Eukaryota, Metazoa, Chordata, Mammalia, Proboscidea, Elephantidae. The transcript is spliced from 3 exons.
UCCAUGAGCAAGAGAACCCAGGCAUUCAGGGUACCCAAGCAGCAAUCCUUAAACCUGCUCUUCCAGACCACCAGGCUCUGGAACCCAGUCUAGACCAUUCAGCUCCUCAAAUCUCAGACCCCAGACCUCGCCAGAGGACCUGAGCUGUUGAUGGACUGGGCCAAGUUUGGGUUGGAGCACCCAGGACUGUGGGUCCCUGUGAUGGCUGUCCUUCUGCUGGGAGCCUGCCAGGGACACCCCAUCCCUGACUCCAGCCCCCUCCUCCAAUUCGGGGGCCAGGUCCGGCAACGUUACCUCUACACAGAUGAUGCCCAGGAGACCGAGGCCCACCUGGAGAUCAGAGCAGAUGGCACAGUGGCGGGAGCCGCCCACCGGAGCCCUGAGAGUCUCUUGGAGCUGAAAGCUUUGAAGCCUGGAAUAAUUCAGAUCUUGGGGGUCAAGACAUCCCGGUUCCUGUGCCAGGGGCCUGAUGGGGUGCUGUACGGAUCGCUCCAUUUCGACCCAGCCGCCUGCAGCUUCCGGGAGCUGCUUCUUGAAGAUGGAUACAAUGUUUACUGGUCCGAGGCCCAUGGACUCCCAAUCCGCCUGCCCUCCCACAACUCCCCAUAUAGGGACCCAGCAUCCCGGGUACCAGCCCGCUUCCUGCCACUGCCAGGCCUGCUCCCAAUGCUCCAAGAACCUCCAGGGGUCCUGGCCCCUGAGCCCCCUGAUGUGGACUCCUCAGACCCCCUGAGCAUGGUGGGGCCUUCACAGGGCCGAAGCCCCAGCUAUGCCUCCUGAAGUUGCUCGUGGAUUGUUACUGGGCCUCCUUUUUAUUUAUUGGGUUAUUUAUGUUAUUUAUUUUUUUCAUUUUUCUUAUGUGAGAUAAUAAAGAGUUGGAGAGAGGAAGAUCA